This is a messenger RNA of Saxophila tyrrhenica, 1719 nucleotides long. RefSeq lists its product as uncharacterized. The transcript is spliced from 5 exons. Gene Ontology annotation, biological process: DNA-templated transcription; positive regulation of transcription by RNA polymerase II. The record is from RefSeq and is a predicted model, not a curated record. Gene Ontology annotation, molecular function: zinc ion binding; sequence-specific DNA binding; DNA-binding transcription factor activity, RNA polymerase II-specific. NCBI's taxonomy places the organism in Eukaryota, Fungi, Ascomycota, Dothideomycetes, Mycosphaerellales, Extremaceae. The coding region runs from base 1 to 1719 and encodes 572 amino acids.
AUGUCGAGCAGUGAUGUUAGCAUGCAGCAAUUGACCGAUCACAGCUCGACCGCGAACUUCCAGCAGCAUGCCGAAGAAGCACCCCAGCCCGACUCCGAAGAGCUCACGGCUACUAUUGAGAGGCUCUGCAUGAGUUCAGCAGUGGGAAAGUCAUCAUACUACGGGCCGUCUUCAGCUCUCUCGUUUUCAAGGAUCCUGGGGUCCUCCCUGCGUUCCUUACGCGUUCAAGGACCAGGCCUCACGAUGGGCGGCAUCCGAGACUCGAUACUACAGCAGCUACCACGACCAGAGCCUGCCCCAUUGCCUGGCCAACUGUUUGGCCAACUGCUGGAGAUUUCUUAUUUUGAACACGUACAUCCACAGUAUCCGUUUUUGCAUCGACCUACAUUCCAAUUAUGGCAGGACGAAGUUUACAGAGCAACUGAAGCAGGCAUUCAGCCAUCUCAAAGGCACCUGUUCUUCGUCUACAUGGUACCCCGGCGACUACCUAUCCAGAGGGUAUCGACUGAUUCGGAGCAGGUAUACGCAGUGGGAGCACUGGUUACGCCAACUUCUAGUCCCACUCCAGCGGAGAACUUUGAGGCUGCUGCAGAGACUGCGCUGGAUGCAGUGCUGUCAGACGAUGGGCUUGAAUGUGUGCAGGCUAUCCUUUGCUGUGCGAUGUAUUCGAUGAGAUCGAUCAGCGGUGCAUCGUUGUGGACGCUGUCUGGAUUCGCACUCCGUCAGUGCAUCGAGUUGGGAUACCACCGCAUUACUACCUGGCCGCUGGACAGUGUAGAUGUGCUCACCGCUGAAACCCGCAAGCGAGCCUUUUGGGUGGCGUACACAAUUGAUCGCUCUGCAUCUUUCUCGCUGGGACGGCCCUUUGGUAUUGGAGACUCCGAUAUCAGUGUUGAUCUGCCAUUGGACAUCGAUGAUGAGAAUGUUACCUCUGGCGGUCUUUUGUGCCAACCAAGCGAGGACAACACGAGGUACCCGACGACACUUUCUGCUGCCAUACACGGUAUCAAGAUGAGACGUAUAUGGGGCGACAUGCAGUCCAUCGUCAAUCGACGGGAUCAAACAAACUCUACAACCAAUGCUGAGUAUGCACAGAUUCGACAGAAACUUCAAGACUGGCUCAACACACAUCCCGGACAAGACCGACAGCCUGGAACUUCUUCUGUGGCUUUCGGAUCACGCAAGUGGUAUGAAUUGAGCUACAACCACACGCUACUACUGAUGCACCGUCGCCGACUGGAAGAUCUAACCCUGUCGAGCAACGAGAACCUUGCCUCAGUGUACCUCGAGUGUGCAGCUUCGGCAUCCGCAAUCUGCACGAUCUAUCGAGACUUCUAUCUCACAAGUACUGUCAACUACACCGGAUGGGGAGCUCUCCACGUGCUCUUCGUAGCUGGUCUCGUCUUCAUCCAUUGCCUCUGUGUCAGCAACCAGGUCCGCUCGACGUACAGCAAGCACGAAGUUUCCAGCAUCUGUACCUCAUGCACGAUAGUGCUUGUGAUUAUGACGGAGCGGUGGGCAGCAGCUCAGCCGUAUCGAGACACGUUCAACAUGCUGUCCGAUCGGGCUCAAGCAAUGUUAUCGAAUCAGGAGGGUGGUCGGCAAGAGCUAUCUCUCCCGCUGGUCAAUUCCGAAGAGGCGUCGAGCGGAAUCAACGGCAUUGCGCAGCUGGGAAUGUGCAAUUCGGUUCGCAAUCUUCUCCAUGACAUGGCGAGAUAA